AUGCAAAAUUAUUAUAAUUUACCUUUAUCUCCAAGAUAAUUUGUAAAUCAAAGCAACAACAACUUUAAUCAAUCUCCAAGACAUUAUACUUAAGUUCCUAUUUCUUUAAUGUAAUAAUAAGCUUAAGUUGUUGAUUUAAAAUAGUAUGAAUAAAAAUGGAUGAAAAAAAUAUAAGAAUUAGAAGAAGAAUUGUCUUAUUGUUAAUAAAAGGCUUCAUAUUUAGAAAAAGAAUAUGUACGCUAAUACACUAUGAUAGGAAAAUUUGGCUUAUGAAUCUUAAUGCUAUAAAGAAGAAAUUAAAAAAUUAAAAUCAAAUCUAUAUCAAUAUGAUAAAUUAGAUUUUAUUAAUCAAAUGAAUAGAACUUAAGAAAAUAAUACCAUUAAUUCAAUAUUAGAUUGUAAUAGAAAACUAGAAGAAAAAGAAGAAAAUUUGAAGGAUUAAAUAAUUGAAUUAUAAAAAGUUAUUAUAAUGCUCCAAAAAGAAUCAUCUUAGAAUAAAAUAGAGGCAAUUAAAUGGAAGAACAAAUAUAUUGAAAUUAAUAAAUUAUACAACGAUUUAUAAAUAGAAAAAUAGAAACCAUGA
Paramecium sonneborni is the source of this 583-nucleotide messenger RNA. The record is from the annotation of a GenBank genome assembly. NCBI's taxonomy places the organism in Eukaryota, Ciliophora, Oligohymenophorea, Peniculida, Parameciidae.